GUGGCGGGUAUUUGUCGUGCACGCUACAGAAGGGGUUUUGUCUUCAAGAUUCCCAGUCUCAAAAUGAUCGCGUUACAGCUAUGAAAAUUACCUAUCUUGAUGCAUCAAAAAAUACAAACGUUUUAACGCGUACCAACAAAAAGUAUGGGUCAAACACUCACCGAUUAAGACACAGAAGACGCAACUGGAGCUCUCAUACUUCUCGUUUAUCCCCAUGCAUCGAGGAAUCGUCUAAAGUUGAUUGUAUGGUAACCAAUUCGCUAGAUGGUUCUCCUGAACGCUUGUUAUCGAAUGUUCCAUCACUAGAAAGCAGCAGUUCGUGCAGUUUAAGCUCUUUUUAUGGGGUCUCUGCUCCAUUUAUCCACCCGUCCAUGCCUCCUGGUCCACCAACGUCACCAGUUCCAAGCCCACCGCCCACUCUUGUAACACCUAGUGCUGCUGUGGAAGCCCCAGCAAAUCCUGUUGGUGAGUCUCGACAACCCAACUCUGUCCCUAAUCUUCCUGCCGUACUCCGUAAUCGCUUUAGACGACGUCGAAAUGCUAUUUGUGAUUCCUCUGCUCUUGGACAGGGAUUAAAAGAUUUCUUCGCUUCCUACGUAGUUUCUAAUCUAACUGAUUCCAUGACAUCAUCACUAAGUUUGAAAUCAUCUGCAUGUCCUGUGUUUGAAUCCUCAUUACAACCCCAUGUUACUAACCCAGUUUCACAUUUGGCCCAUAGCGAUUGUGUCAUAUCCCCUGUGUGUUUGAUCGAUAGCGAGUCACAAUCUGACAGUCUGUGAUACUAAUUUAUCCUACCAAGUUUCAGUUAUCAUCAGACAGUACUUAGUUCAAUUUUUGUAGUUUCGUAAAAUAAUUUGAUAAAUUGCGUUAUUAGAUAAUUUUAUCUCAACCAUUGGCAUUUGUUUACCCUUAAGUAUGUAUGCAUACUUUACUUGUAUACGAGUCUUUCUGUACUCAUUGCUCAUUUCAUGUAAUUUUUUCUUAAAUAUGCUUAUAAUUUUCACUUAUCACCAGCUAAAAGCUGUGAUUUAUUAAAAAUGUCUUCAAAGUAUUAUGGUUUUACAUAGACUGUUUUUACAUCUCGGCUACUUAAGUAAAAAAUUUAAUUUCCUGUCAGAAUGGAUAUCAGUCAUUCUUUUAUUUUUGAAAAUUAAAUGUAAUUAAGUAGAAUUUCCAAGAUAAGUUCUUGAUCGUCAUUGACUUACAACGUUUCAAUGAACUUCAUUCAAGACGAUGUCGUUUCCACCAUCUGUCG
Messenger RNA from Schistosoma turkestanicum, 1255 nucleotides. Lineage: Eukaryota; Metazoa; Platyhelminthes; Trematoda; Strigeidida; Schistosomatidae. The record is from the annotation of a GenBank genome assembly.